Molecule: messenger RNA, 1136 nt
Organism: Gamsiella multidivaricata
Lineage: Eukaryota; Fungi; Mortierellomycota; Mortierellomycetes; Mortierellales; Mortierellaceae
Product: mitochondrial carrier domain-containing protein
Exons: 3
Coding region: 85-1011 (308 amino acids)
Biological process (GO): mitochondrial phosphate ion transmembrane transport
Cellular component (GO): mitochondrial inner membrane
Molecular function (GO): phosphate transmembrane transporter activity
Source: RefSeq, a predicted model, not a curated record
UGCUUUCUUCCUCUCUUCUCUCCUCCUUUUCCCUUCAUCCCCAACCUCCCCUCUCCUCCCCACUCUCGGACCAGCUACUCCAUCAUGUCUCUUCAACAACAGGCCACUGUCGCCCCCACCGGCGCCGCUCUUUACGCUCGCUUCGCCCUCGCUGGCGCCAUCUGCUGCGGUGUCACCCACGGUGCCCUCACCCCCGUCGAUGUCGUCAAGACCCGUAUCCAGCUCGAGCCCACUGUCUACAGCAAGGGUAUGGCUGCCUCUUUCCGUCAGGUCGUCAAGGCUGAGGGUGCUGGCGUUCUCUUGACCGGAUUCGGCCCCACCUUCGCCGGUUACUUCUUGCAGGGUGCCUUCAAGUUCGGAGGUUACGAAUUCUGGAGGAAGACCUUCGUUGAUGCCAUCGGACAGGAGGCUGCCGUCAACAACCGCACCGCCAUCUACUUGGUUUCCGCAGGUAUUGCCGAGUUCUUCGCCGAUGUUGCCCUCUGCCCCCUCGAGGCCACCCGUAUCCGUCUCGUCUCCCAGCCCACCUUCGCCACCGGUCUUGUCUCUGGUUUCUCCCGUAUCUUGAAGGAGGAGGGUGUCAUCCGCGGUUUCUACUCUGGAUUCGGCCCCAUCUUGUUCAAGCAGAUCCCCUACACCAUGGCCAAGUUCGUCGUCUUCGAGCGUGCCUCCGAGGCCAUUCUCGAUUCCGUCGGCCCUAAGGAGAACCUCUCUUCCGGUACCUUGACCUCCAUCAACUUGGGCUCUGGUCUCAUUUCCGGUGUGGCCGCCGCCAUCAUCUCCCAGCCUGCCGAUACCCUUCUCUCCAAGAUCAACAAGGCCUCCGGCACUGGAUCCGUCAUGUCCCGCCUCGUCGGUUUGGCCGGCCAGCUCGGUGUCCGCGGUCUCUUCUUGGGCUUGGGUCCCCGUAUUGUCAUGGUCGGUACCCUCACCGCCUUCCAGUUCGCCAUCUACGGCGACAUCAAGAAGGCUCUUGGUGCCACCGGCGGUGUUGAGAUUCGCAAGGCCUAAAUCUCAUAAACCAUCCCGCUCGUCUCUUCAACCUCUUACUUCCUCACCUCAUCAUUAUUCAUCAUCGUCCUUACGAACGCACUCUAUUAUAAACAAUAAAACGAAAAUGCAUAGAGAUUCUGUAC